AUGGAUAGUUAUCGCUGUUGGUAUUUGAUAUUUGUGUUGAUUAAUUCGAUUGAAUCAGAUAGUUUCUUGCUUUCAAAUGAAUCAACGCUUGAAAAACAAACGUCGACGAAAUCAGCCGAUCAUCGCGUCGAACAUCAGUCGACUAUUACAACGUCUUUGGCAACGUUUACGACAACAAUUCGUUCGAGCAGCGCCAUUCAACCACUUAUAACAAAACCUAACUCUUAUCUUUAUAAUUCCGAUGAAGAGGAGACUGUUCUCGAUCGAACCAAACGAGACACGGCGCCUUUUGUUUGUAAAACCGAUGGUUAUUUUCCCGAUCGACAGAACUGUCGAGUGUAUCACAUUUGCACAUCAGGUGUGGAUACGGCUGCCGUUUGUGCCGAGGGAACAGCAUGGGAUCCAGUGAAGAAAAACUGCGGCUGGGAAAAUACAGUUGAGUGUAAGAAAGGCUUGAGAAAAUGGGACAAAAUUACCGACAUACGCGGAGUGACGUUGUUUGCUACCGAUGCUGCAUUGGCUUGGCGUGCGAAAAAAUCUACAACGACACGCACGCCAAUCAAAGUUGAUUCGAAUUUUACAUGUGAAUACGAUGCAGAGGGAUUUUUUCCUGAUCCGAAAUAUUGUCACAUCUAUCAUUUCUGUGGCAUUGGUGCACAUCAAGUUUUGCAGUGUGCGGAUAAUCUUUGGUUUUCAACGAGCACACAAGGAUGUGAAUGGCCAGAGAAAUCAGAUUGCAAAGCAGGAAAUUUACGAACAUCGUCGACACAAGUGACUAACAUGAUCGAUGGGGAUGGAAAUAUUGUGACAACGCCAAGAAAUUUUCGACUAAAUGUUUAUUUGCCUAUCGAAUGUCCGCCUGCUGUACAAAAGUUUUUUCCUGAUCCGUAUGAUUGUUCAGCAUACCAUUAUUGUAACGGUGGUGUCGAUAGACCGUCGUUUUGUGAUGCUGGUCUCUACUAUGACAAAAAACAUGGUUGCCAAUGGCCGAAAGAUGUUCCUCACUGUCAACACAAAUGUCCGCCGAACGGUCAGCGACUACGUUUUGUCGCUACCCAUAGUUGCUGUCAUUACUAUGAGUGUAUUAAUGGUCAUAUGAAAGAACAAGUAUGUCCAUUACACAAACUUUAUUCCGUCGAAACGAAAAGUUGUGAAAACUUCCAAGUUGUUAAUUGUGGCUCGCGACAAAAGUGCAUUGAUCCUUGUGAUUAUGACAGUUCUCCACUGUGCGAAUUCAAACCCGUCUGUCGAGAGAAACCGAAUGGCAACUAUGUUGAUCAAUACCGACCUAACUGUCAAUUUCAUUACACAUGUUUAGAGAGUCGCACAUUUAAUUAUACAGCAUGUGAACAUGGCCAUCGAUUUUCUGUACAACAUCAACGAUGUUUACCUGCCAAACAACGGCGCAUUUAUCAAUCCAAUCGAACAACGGGCAAUCAUUCCUUGAAUCCAACACUGAUCGAUAAACGUUUGAAAUUGAAUCAUUUUACCAUUCUUGGUACACAUAAUAGUUAUCAUAAGCAGAAUUCUUUCUAUCGAUAUGAACAUUCCGAUCUUGCAGAACAAUUCUUCUAUGGUAUUCGUCAGAUAGAAUUAGAUCUUCAUCUCAUGCCGAACCAUGAUGUCGUCUAUCAUGUACAAUUAUUCGAUGAUCGAACGAAUUGCUACUGUUUAAGUGAUUGUAUCGAACGCAUUUGGAAUUGGACGAUCAUCAAUGCCAAUCAUUAUCCAAUUUAUUUAUUUAUCGAAAUCAAACAGAUGUUUUACGAAGAUCUCUUCACUGGACUCGAAGGCGGUGUUAAAUGCAAACAUUUCGAAGCACUUAAGCAACAACUUUUAGACGUUUUCACAAACACUUCCUUGAUUCUACCACCGCAAGUACAAGGAAAUCAAAGUUCACUUCGGUUGGCACUUCGCAAACAAAGAUAUUACGAGCAGAAAAAUGAUUUUACUUAUGCAGGUUACGGUUGGCCACCGUUAUAUCGUUCGCUAGGAAAGAUUAUUCCAGCCUUCCUCGACGACGUGCAUAAUAUCGUUCCAGAUAUGAUUGAUUCAUGUGAACCUUUAUCAGAUUUCUUCUUCAUUGUUCAAAAAAACACAAAUAAAGACUACGCGUCUUUUAUGACCACGAACAGUCCUAUUACCGAUCAAUACUUCAUGCAAAAGAGUAUCAAUCGCGGAUAUAUACUACGUGUUCUACUUGGAUAUGGUGGAAGUCGACUGAAUAAAAAUUAUAACGAAGCAAAGGCGUACGGUGCUCAUAUAUUCAGUACAGAUUAUGAAAAUUGCUACGAUACAGAUAUUUGUCAAAGUGUGAUGAAUGAUUUCAAGAGCGGCUCAUCGAUCUUAUGCAAUCGAGUUCUGUCGCCAGAUUUUUGCAAUGUGACAUCAUUUAUUCUGUAA
This is a messenger RNA of Adineta ricciae, 2403 nucleotides long. The record is from the annotation of a GenBank genome assembly. NCBI's taxonomy places the organism in Eukaryota, Metazoa, Rotifera, Eurotatoria, Adinetida, Adinetidae.